AUGUUCUGGGACCCCGAGCCAUCCAACGACGUGAACAGCGACGAACCUGUUUGGUGUCUGGGCCGCUCUUACAAGCUAGACGACCCCAAGCGUGCGAGCUCCAGAACCGUAAAUAAGGCGACCAAGUCUGUUGGCCACGACGCAGCAGAGGCCGGCGCAUCAGAAGCCGUGCCCGUCUCAUCUUCGACUCAAAGUCCUCCGUCCAUAUCAAAACCGUCUGCAGAUGCGCCAGAAACACCACCGGCGGGCGAGGAGCUGCCGCUGGAAAACGGAUGGCCUCCGGGGUUCUUGGAAGACAUGGCCUCAAAGUUCUGGAUGACGUACAGAUCGGGGUUUGAUCCUAUAGCCAAGUCCGUUGACCCCAGGUCGACCUCUGCGCUUUCGUUUGCCGUAAGGAUCAAGAGCACGCUCUCAGACCCCACGGGCUUCUCUUCCGACAGUGGCUGGGGCUGUAUGAUUCGUUCUGGCCAGAGCCUUCUUGCUACAACUAUUGGUAUUCUGCAGUUAGGAAGAGACUGGCGACGCGGCAAGAGUCAACAAGAGGAGCGACAGCUCAUCAGCAUGUUUGCCGACGACCCAAGGGCGCCGUAUUCAAUCCACAACUUCGUACGCCAUGGAGCUACUGCCUGUGGGAAAUUCCCCGGCGAGUGGUUUGGCCCAUCUGCUACUGCUCAGUGCAUUCAGGCCCUCACAAGCUCUUCAGGGCUUCUUCUGAAGGUAUACUCGCCGAACGACGGACAAGACGUUCACGAAGAUGGUUUCAUGAAGAUUGCGAAGCCUGAAGGGCUGGAUUUCCACCCAACCUUGAUCCUCAUACGCACGCGUCUCGGUAUUGACAAAAUCACGCCGAUAUAUUGGGAGCCUCUAAUCGCUGCGCUCCAGAUGCCGCAGUCAGUUGGCAUUGCUGGUGGCCGCCCUUCCUCGUCUCAUUACUUCGUUGGCAGUCAAGGUAGCUCCCUGUUUUAUCUCGACCCCCAUCACACCAGAAAAGCGAUCCCCUACCACGCCGAUGUGACCAAGUACACGGAUGAAGAUAUCGACUCGUGCCAUACCUCCAGACUCCGCCGACUCGAUGUCAAAGAGAUGGACCCGAGUAUGCUGAUAGGCUUCCUUAUUCGUACCGAGAGUGACUGGUCCGAUUGGAGACAACGUGUAGAAAACGUCCAGGGCAAAUCCAUCAUCCACGUGACAGACCAUGAGCCUACGCUAUACAGCAGCGAAGGUAGGGAUGGUGCGGUGGAUGAAGUCGAGGUACUGAGUGAUGACGACGAUGACGAUGUGACGACAACAUGA
Trichoderma aggressivum f. europaeum is the source of this 1293-nucleotide messenger RNA. RefSeq lists its product as uncharacterized. The record is from RefSeq and is a predicted model, not a curated record. Gene Ontology annotation, molecular function: protein-phosphatidylethanolamide deconjugating activity. Bases 1 to 1293 code for a protein of 430 amino acids. The transcript has 4 exons. Lineage: Eukaryota; Fungi; Ascomycota; Sordariomycetes; Hypocreales; Hypocreaceae.